AUGAAGGCAGCUAGAUCGAAACUAAAAUCAAUAUUAUCAUCGGAGCAGGAGAAGAACAAAGAGCUAGCGGCUGCUAAUGCCUCAAUGAACACAGAGCUGCAGGCAGUGAAGGCUAAUAUGCAGAGGCUGGAAGGAUUUCCUAUCCAAUCUUCGGACAUUGAUGAAAAUUUCGUAGUCACGGAAUUCAGAAGCCUUUGGACCUCUGCUACGAGCGAGUUAUCUCCAUUGCUAGACCUAGAUGUUCCAAAAGAUACUUUAAAGGACCAAAAGGAGAAGCCUAUCUGGGAGAAACUUAGGAAGACAGACAACAUACUCCUACCACCAAGCUUUCCUCUUAUUCCUUCAAACUCCUCGGCUGCUAAAGCGGUACGAUUUGCAUUGAUCCUGGCUGUUCUGUUCAGAGAGAUCGACCGACGUAUAUUCAAACCGAGCUAUCUUCUUUCAGAGAGCAACAGUCUUCGUGAGGCUCUCGGUCAUCUCGCAGAGAAUGAUGGCGAGAAAGAAGCUUUUUGCCGUCGCAUACUUCUCUCCAUUGACCCGCGCGCGGAACACGUGCCUCAAAAAGCAGAGAUUCGAGCCGUGGUCCAGAGAAUGUCUUCGUAUACGGAUGGCCUAUUUCCUGAAGCGCGGCACGAUUUGUUUUGUACAAAAAUCAAAUCAAUAGUUCAGAACGCGGCCGAAUUUUGGCUUCCAAUUCAGCGAUCGCAACAGAAGUUCGAGACAGAUUUCGAAGAACCUUUUGAUCCCGACGACAAUGAAUGGGAUCGCUUUGCUUUCGCUGGUGAAAACACAACACCGGUGGCACAAGACCAUGGCCCUUAUCUUCUCAAUGUCUUUCCGUGUAUCUCCUCGGUGGAAGACGGCGACCAUAAUCCAUUGACCAAGAUCAUUCAACUCCGCAGUUCCCAGGAAUUAUACUUGGCAGCGCAGCAUGAAGCCACUCAAAUAACAACCUCUGCCACCACCAGACGGCAUUCUGCCCGCCCCAGGAGACAAUCAACUGCACGCUCAAGUGGGAUGUCUUUUUUAGGUGGAAAUUCAACCAACGGCUGA
Molecule: messenger RNA, 1053 nt
Organism: Penicillium paradoxum
Lineage: Eukaryota; Fungi; Ascomycota; Eurotiomycetes; Eurotiales; Aspergillaceae
Exons: 3
Coding region: 1-1053 (350 amino acids)
Source: RefSeq, a predicted model, not a curated record